AUGCCGUCGAGGAUUCAGGCAAAAACACACGCACGGGCAGCAUCAGGUCAAAUAGAUCGUAAAACACAAGGGGAGAAAAAUACCCAAGGUGGGCCAGACCGCUAUGCCGAGUUGGUCCUCGCCGUGGAGCACGGCGAUGGCAGUCGGCUCCGGCAGCACCGGCGACAGUCACAUACGCUUUGCUUUGGUUCUGGUCCUCCUUUACAUGGUGGUGCUGAUGCUGGCCUCGUUUUAUCUCCCUCCUGCCUUUUGUCCUUUGAGGAUCAAAAGGACUGCGAUUCCAACAAAUCCUCCAAGGCUCCAACCAAGUAA
Molecule: messenger RNA, 312 nt
Organism: Miscanthus lutarioriparius
Lineage: Eukaryota; Viridiplantae; Streptophyta; Magnoliopsida; Poales; Poaceae
Source: the annotation of a GenBank genome assembly